Messenger RNA from Mercenaria mercenaria, 12278 nucleotides. RefSeq lists its product as uncharacterized. Gene Ontology annotation, molecular function: protein binding. Lineage: Eukaryota; Metazoa; Mollusca; Bivalvia; Venerida; Veneridae. Gene Ontology annotation, cellular component: nucleus. Gene Ontology annotation, biological process: signal transduction; regulation of DNA-templated transcription. The coding region runs from base 114 to 8546 and encodes 2810 amino acids. The record is from RefSeq and is a predicted model, not a curated record. The transcript is spliced from 56 exons.
CGAUGACAGCAUGAAUAAUACUCGGAACUAAUGCAAAUAGAAUGUUUGCAAGGGCACGAUAAUUGCAACAAUCAGUAGCAGUACUAGUGACCGGAAACAACAGCGACGCAAUCAUGUACAAAAAGAAGGGCAAGAAGGCUGCGCCCAGGAAGUUUGAGGCAAACACUUUUGAAGUGGCAUAUAAUGAUAUACAAGAAUUAAGCAAUAACUACCAGCCACCACAGCUGGAAAGGUUUGAAAAGGCAGAAGCAAGUCUACCAGUGACGCAGGCACGGUCGCUUCCAGCAAUGAAAAGAACAGCACCAUCAAAAACAGCUUUACCGCUGGCAAAUAAAAAAAAUGUUAGCAAUUCUUUGCCUGUAAAACUACAGUCACCAGUAAAGAAGCUGUCACCUGAAGUUGUGAAGGAACCAGUAGUUGUACAGAAAAGAAAAGAUAUUCCAUCCUCACAGAAGAGCUAUUUUUCAGUCAUGGAAGCUAUGGAAUUGAAGACAGCUGUGAAUGCUGAAAAUGUGGACAUUUUGAGUUUUGAUGCAGUCACACAGAUGACUGAUUUAGUUCUGUUUACAAUGAUGAUACACAAUAAGGAUGGGAAAUACAAUCUGUCUGGGUCUGAUGUCUGUAAAACAAAGUGCACCAGCGUGAAGGAACUUGACCUCUCAGGAUGUUUCCAUCUAACUGAUGCUGGUGCACAGUAUAUUCCAGAAUUGUUUCCCAACCUUAUCUCAGUAAAUUUUGCCGGAUGUGGUAGACUUACAGAAACAGGGCUUCAUACAGUUGUUAACAAAUGUUCACAACUGAAAAAAGUAAAUAUACGAGGGACAGGGGUAUCAAUACUGCCUCACAAAGUAUCUACAAUUGAAAUCAAUACAGAUGGGUACCCCUGUAUUUCUCCAGAAAAAGAGAUUUUAAUUCAGCAAGGAACUAAGUUAAUUGAAGCACCAUCCUAUCCAAAGCCAACCAGUCAAGAUCUCGUAAAAGUUUGUAUUGUACAUGGGUCAGAGGUCAAUCAGAGUCUUGUCAAGUAUUUCAAGAAUGAGAAAGACAGGACACUUGACCCCUUGGAGACGCUCACACAGUUUAAAGUUAAUGACAGAUUCCUGGCCAAUUUUGUGCAGUGCCAUGAGAGUAUCAGUGAUCUGUUUAUCACCAAGAGAACAGUUUAUAUAUUCCCAGUGAGCAGCAAAAGUGAUGUCAAAUCUACAGCAGCUCGGAUUUUUGCUCUCAUUUGUCAGAUCAUUAACAAGGUACAAAAUGGUGUAUUUAUGAUAGCUGGUGUGAACGGAGGUGAUGCCAAGGUUGCCAUGGAACAGAUCAGGAAUGAAGUAUCUGCCAGAGCUAAAGCCACUGCAACAAGUCUGAGAAAAACUUUAGAAACAGAUUUUGCUGAGGUCUUCAAAGGCAUUGCCAAAAAAAGUAAAGAUUCAAUGUUCACAAGCAUUCAGCAGCAAGAAAAUGCCAUGAAUCAGUUGAUCCUAAGCAGAUCUCUGGAAAACCUAAAUUUGGAAUCUAUGGAGAUCAAUUUGACAAAGCCAUUCUUGGGAUCAGAUGGUGCAAAAUGUCUUGUAUCAGGAAUGGAGAAACUUUGUGUGCUGUAUCCAGAGUUCCAAGAAAUUGCAGCUCCUAUAUACAAGUUUACAUUGCUUGAUAGUGUCGACAAGAUGCUGAAAGACGGAAUCCUCUCAACACAAACCAGUAAAGACAGUACACUGAAGAUUUUGGACCUUAUGGCAAUAAUGGGUAGAACUGUUACGUUUUCCUUCAUUGAUGAUGCAAGUGCUGUAUGCCUAAUUGAUUGGUUGGCAAAAAUCUACAAAACAGCAUUUAGACCGCCCAGUACCUCUACCUGCAAGGGUCGUGUAAAUGGACUGGGCGAUACUGCUCCAAUGUGGGAAAUACCUGACCUUAAAACAGCUCUUCAGCAGCAUGUUAGCCAGGAUCAGGCUGCAACAGGAGUUUCAGUGCUCAUGAAACUAGGACUAAGUGUAUACCCAUCCGUCUUUAUCUCAUUCAAGGAUCUACCUAGUCAACCUGUUAUUCCACUGGACCAGUUUUUCCCAGAAAUUCCUGGAAUUGACAAAAGGAAGGAGGUAUUUUACACAGUGGGUUAUAAGGCUAGAUUGUCUGCUCCAGUGACCAGUUUCAUACUGAGACAGUUGCUUGUCCACUGCACUAAACUGAGAAGGUUUUGUUUGGUAUGGCAGACUGGUUUCAUUAUACAGGAAGGCAUUGUUGAGACUCUGGUGGAAAGCAGAGAGGAAAGUGGAGGUGGCAGCUCCAUAGGCCUGUACUGCCAUACAGUUAAACAACAUCAGGGUGAAGAUGUCACAAAGAAACUAGAGGAAACAGUAUGGAAUGCAGCCCUACAGUUCAAGAUUAUGUUGGAUUUUGUAUUACAACAAAAUAACAUACCUCAUCACAUGUCUCUAGUUAUGGGAAAACAACUUUCAGAAGACAGUGCUGUGAGUGCUUUAAUAGUAAAGCACUCCUACAGAAAAUCGGAACAGAAUCCAACAGGUCCAGCAAUGUGCACAAAAUGUGGAAUACAGCCAACUGUCGAUGCACUGCCGUGGAUGUUAACAAGAAGCCUAAGCAGUGACACCUUAGUUGAAGAACACUAUGUUGCUGAUGAAACUGUGAAAUGCUGUGGCAAUGUCGUUAAAUUUCCUGACAAAGGCCUGAUUGUUAUUAAAGCAGGUUUCAUUCCAAAUCAUCAGCCUUCAUUCAAGGUGCACCUUCUGAAAGGGUCUGUUGAGAAAUUGAGGAUUGGUUUCGGCUACGGACUUUUACCAGACAAGAAGAUAUUUCUAGGAAGAGUGUUUAUAGACUUUGGAGAGAAGGCACUGGUGAGACAGAAGACAAGAGAGCUGAAUUACGUGACUGAGAGUACCUCUCCUAUGCCAAAUGUACCACAGACGGGAGGUGACAUUAUCUUCACACUGAAGGAAAAUGAUUCAAACAUGUUAAAUGCAGUAGUCAAAAUUUACAGGAGCAAGGAGUUGGUAGCCAGCACUGAUAUGUCAAACCACUUGUUCCAACCAUUCAUAGAAGUAUAUGAUACUGUAGAAGGAGAGACACCAGAGAUACUGGUAUACCCACUGCAUAUACCACAGGCUAAGAACCUUACACCUGGAGGACUUUGUGAGGGUAUGAAGCUAGAAGCCCUCGAUGUACAGAAUCCUCAACUGAUCUGUGUGGCAACUGUCGCAAAGAUAAACAGUGAUGGGAAGCUUUUGAUCCAUUUUGACGGCUGGGAAAACAAUUAUGACUACUGGGACGACCCUACAUCCAAAAAUCUUCAUCCCAUUGGAUACUGGUACCAGAAUGCAACCAAAUACCCGAGAAUGAACAAUACACUUCAGAAGCCUAGGAAUUAUUUGAGAACAUCUGGUCAUAAUGAUUUCAAUUGGCCACGGUAUUUCAAGGAGACUAAUACCUUUCCAGUACCUUAUGACUGCUUUUCUGCUGAACAAAUAGAAAAUACAACAAGAGAAGAGGAAGACAAAGUGUUAGAACACUUGUCUUUAGAUGGAAACAAUGGACUUACGUGUUCUAGGGCUCAAAACAGAGCUAGAGUUUUUGAAUUUAACACGAUCAAAAAAUACCAAAUGCCAGAACAGAUGUUUGAGUUCUUCAGUCAACACAGCAAGUUUUUUUGUUUGUUGCCACGUGAUUUUGAUGCCAAAAAGCUGCAAUACCCAAGCGUUCUUUCAGUGAUGGACUUCUCCAAACAAAAUAUGCAUUUACUCUGUCCUGGAGCAAAGAUGGAAUUGUUGCAUUUCCUGGAUGAUCCGGGUGUUCCGUUAAGCUCGUUUGAGAGUUUGACAGAUCGUGGUAAUGCAACUUUCCUGCAGAAUUGCCUUGCAGGUUUGCUCUUUCAAGAGGAGACACUGCCAACGAAGUGCUCAAAGUUGAUUCCAGGAAUAGAAAAUAUUGAUGAUAAGGGACUGUGUGAAUCAUGGCUGCUGCGCUUGGUAUUCAUGUACAUGUGUGUUUUAGAGUUACAUUCUGAAAAAGAAGUCAAGGACAAUGUAACUAGUUCAAAUCAUCGUCAACAUGGGGCCGUGGAAAUGUUUAAUGCAGCACUGAAAGACAAACAAGUUGCUCAACUGUUUUCUGAGGGUGACCGCUAUGUUCGCUGCAAAGGUCAUGCAGGGUCAACAAUGGCAAAUAACAACCUGAGGGAAAUACCUCUGGAAGAGUUUGAAAAUGUGUACAAGUUCAUGACAAGACUAGAUUUCCAGAAUAAUCAGAUCCAAGCUUUACCUCCAGAUUUCUUCAACAAGUUCAAGGCACUUGAGUACCUCAAUCUGUCCAAGAAUGGUAUACUAGAGCUGCCUGCUGGUAUAGGCAACCUCACUGAUCUUGCCGAACUUGAUAUUUCUAGCAAUAGGCUUCCAAAACUUCCUGCAGAUUUUGAGCAGCUAAAUAAUUCAUUGACAUCUCUAAACAUCUCCAACAACAAUCUGAAUGGAAUUCCUCCAGGUGUAUUUAAGCUCACCAAAUUGGAAGAACUGCUUGCAGAAAACAUUGGUGUGAUUGGUGAUUUUGCAUCAAUCAGGAAUCUCAUGGAGUUGAAAGUCUUGAACCUUGGCUUGAACCGUAUUGAGAAGAUACCAGAAGAGCUAGGGGAUCUCCAUUUAGAGUACCUUGACCUGAGUGGUGUCCCCUGGAUACCAAUGACAACAUACCAGUCAUACAUUGCCUUCAUGAAACAGCUGAAUGAAAACAAUGUGACCAGAGCAAUAGAUAUGGAUGAACAGAAGAAAAUGUUCAAGACUGCUGAUGUGGAUGAGUCCAGCACACUUACACCUAAUGAAGUUCAGACACUCAGUUAUGAUAUAUUGUUCCCAAAGUAUCCUCGAUUUGGGAAGGGGGCUUUAAGUUUUGAAACAACUGGAGGAAUCCCGCCUGUUCUGUUCAAUCUGACGAAGUUGAAGAGGCUUGUACUACGUUACCAUGGUAUCACGUUGGUUCCAGAUGAGGUCAAGGUCUUCACAAGUCUCAAUGAAAUAGACCUGUCUUAUAACCCCAAGAUGGUGUCCCUGUCAGCAGAACUGGCAGCCUUACCACUCAAACAAUUACAUUUGACUGACUGUAUAGCCUUGAACACCCCACCUAAGGAGAUAGUAGCGCGUGGAUUCAUAGCUGUUAUGGGCUACCUGAAACGUUUGAGGCUAGGAGCUGUGCCGUGCAAAAGAACCAAACUGAUGAUGGUUGGCUUGGGAGGAGCUGGAAAAACAAGUUUGGUUCAGUCAUUGAUGAGUAAACGUUACCGUGCCUACAUGGACAGUGAUGAGCCAAUCACAGAUGGUAUUGACAUCAAGAGUUGGGCGGUACCUAUAGAGGGGGAAAAAGAUAAUCUCAUGUUUAGUGUAUGGGACUUUGCAGGCCAGACCGUUUACUACAACACACAUCAGUUUUUCUUGUCAAACAGAGCAGUUUACCUUCUACUGUGGAAUGUAAGACAGGGAUAUGAACAUGCUGGUUUAGAUUUCUGGCUCAGUUCUGUAGCUUGUCAUGCUCCAAAAGCUCCAAUAUUAGUUGUCGGAACACAUAUAGACAAGGUGGAGAAGUACCGACUUCCAGAAGAGAGCCUGAAAUCAAGAUACCCGCAGAUUGUUGGUUUUCAUUAUGUUAGCUCCUACACCGGCACUGGAGUGGACGCACUUAGACAGACUAUAUUGGAAAACACUCUAAAACAGAAAUACAUGGGCGAGAAAAUUCCUGAAGCCUGGCUUACACUGGAAAAAAGACUCAUUUCAUAUCGUGAAGAAAAGAACACUGAUAUUCUACCAUUCCAAACACUUGAAAGUAUCAGUGCCACUUGUGGUAUAUUUGAUAGAGGGGAGCUGGUGCAAGCUAUCCAGUUCCUGCAUGACUUGGGAGCUGUUCAGUUCUUUGAUACGGACUUUCUCCGUGACAUGGUGGUGAUAUACCCACAGUGGAUAGUGGAUGUGAUGGCAUGUUUGGUCACAGUACAUCAGGGAGCAGUCAAGGAUGGUAAAAUGCUCCUCAAAGAUAUAAGUAAAGUGUGGGAAGAUUAUCCGAGUGACCUUCACCCCUGGUUGCUGAGACUGACAGAGGAGUUUGACCUGACAUGUCCUCUACCAGAUGAAGAAGCAAGUAUCGUACCAUGUCUCCUACCUGAUGCUGAACCUACGUAUGACUGGCCUCAUGCGGAUCCAGAGAAGAAUAUCCGAGAAUCAAUGACCGUUUACAAAUUUCAGUACCUGCCUGCCGGCCUCUUCAACAGGGCUCAGGUUCGACUACACCAGUACUCGAAAGGUGCUUUACUUUGGAAGAAAGGAUCAUUUAUGAAGAAAAACAAUCACAUAGCACUUAUGAUACAAAAUGAGGAGCAAGAAGUGAUUGUGAGAGCUCAGGGAUUCCGGCCAGAAAACUUCCUGUUUAUUGUACACGAGAUGAUAGAAACUUUGAUACGCGAGUCCUACUCCGGUGUACAGUAUGACUUCUGCAUCCCCUGUAUGGAUUGUCAGAGCAGAAAUGUGAAAGACCCGAGUAUGAUGUCCUGCCAGAAGGUAAACAGAGCUCUGGAGCUUAAUGUACCUUUCCUUCAAUGUGAGAAGUUCUUCCAUAUGCUCUCCCUGCAGGAAAUUAAAGAUGCCAUGCCUUCAGACAAAAUGGAUGAGGUAGAUAGCCACCUACGUAACAGUGUACGAGAGCUCAUUGAUUUAACUCAUGAAAAAACUGUGUCUGUCUUCUUUGUGUAUUCAACAAAAGAUGUUCCUGACUUGAAGGAUGCAGAUAAAUGUGUACAUCCAGGAACAAUUAUGGAGGACAUGCAGUCUCAAGACACCUUCAAAGUGUCUUACACUGAUAAGCCGGAAUCAUCAGACAUGGAGGCCCUGACGCUGUCAAUCAAAGCAAAUGAUGUCAUCGUCUUUGGCCUCUCAGAUAAUUUUGCAGGCAAUCCAGAAUGUAAGAAAUUGUUGCUGUACACAAAAGAGGUUCUGCAUAGACCGAUUCUAUUGUUGCUACUUGGAAAGACUAAAAACUGGCAAAAAGGGGAUCUUAAUAUGCCCUUAGGUGAUGAGGUGUUUGUUGACAUGACAAAGAAGGAAAGAUACCCGCACAAGAUAAAGGAGCUGUAUGACGCCAUCAAAAGAAAGAAUGAAUCCAAGAAAAAGAUAAAAGAAGAGGUUCCUGAAUGUUUCAUCAGUUACUGUUGGACAAAUUCCCAUGAUGCUAUUGCAAAAGGGUCUAGAGCAAAAGAAGGUGCUCUAGGAUGGGCUGGUGGUGACCCCAGGGUUGUAAAGAAUUUUCUCAGUGACAAGGGAGUGAAAUGUUGGAUUGAUGUUGAGAGAGUGGGUGGGGUUGGUUUGUACACAUCUAUAGCAGAUGGCUUGAGGGAGGCUAAAGUUAUGGUAGCUUUUGUUUCUGAUGAGUAUGCUGAAUCAAAGAAUUGUGUGAUGGAGUUUAGACAAAGUCUUAUUACUUUACGUAUACCAACCAUAGUUGUUGUUGUUGGUACGGGGUAUGAAUGGGAGAGGAAAGAGGUUGGGCUAAUGUCUGUAGGACAGAACUGUUCCAAAGUGAACCUGCAGUUUGAGAAUGAAGCUGGGUAUCUACAGAUCCUGAAGCUGGUACAGGAGAAAAUCUCUAGCAGUAAAGGAGAGACAGAUGUCAGCCAGGAUGUUGAUACACAGAGAAAUAUAGCUUUACAGGAAGUGUUGGAGCUUACACAAAGGAAGUUCUUGCGUCAUCUCACAAAUUCUUUCUUAAGCAUUGACCUUGAACCAUACCCUUGUUUGUUUGUCGUGGAUUUUAUCACAGACAAGGAAAAGCAGGAGUGGGAGUCUGCAAGAGUUGAGGAGCAAGCCAAGAGGGACAAAGAAGAAAAGGAACAAACUGAAACCAGUGCGAAAGGAGACCUGAAUGAGGGAAAGCAAGAAAGCAAAGAACCUGUUAGAGCCCCACUGAAAUCUAAGUACUGCUUCAGACUGAUGUGUGAGCAUACUGAGGGCUGGCAUGUUAUGCCAAAGUAUUUAACAUUUCCAGACCUUGACUUAGAAGAUGAACAACAGUUGAUAGAGAAUUCAGCCCCAUACCUGACUAGAAUUUACACCAUUAUGAAAUACAGUAAUAUACUGUUGGAAUGCUUGACAAAGCCAGAGGGAGAGAUACUCCAACAAAGACUUGAAGAGAUUGGAAUAAAAAGUGGAGGUGACUUCAAGGAAGAAUAUUUAAAUUUGCGUACGUCAGUGAUGCAAGAGGACAAGGCAAGAUCUAUGGCUGGUCUACACAGAUGUCAGGUUAAUGGAAAAAUGGUCUGGCUAUGUGAUAAACAUAAGAAAGCAGGGAGAAGCAAGACUGAAGAGAGAUAUGCUGACAAGUUCCAAACAGCCGAUGCUAUACCAACAGCAGAUUUGCCAGAAAGUUUUGCUCCAAUAGAACCAGAAGCAAAGGAUCAACCCGCACCAGUGGAACAGAACCGACAGAGGAAACUGUUCCGGCGCAACAUCAGUGAUCAGAGACCUGGUAACCUGAAGCGCCAGACAAGCCAAGCAUGUAACAUGAUGUAAUGAUAUAACUCGGAAAUCAAUUUUAGACUAGCUGGUCUGAUAAUCUUUUACUUCUAUUGAUAGUUACAGGAUCAAGCAUGAGCUAAUAAUUGUACAGUUCUGAACGCCAGUUAUUAUUGAAAUCGUGAGGAAUGUGCAAGGAAUAGAUUUUUAUUUUAGAUAGCUCUGAAUCAUUGUACGAACACUUUAUGCUUCUGCUUACAACACAUGAUACAUGAUAUAUGACGAUGUGCGGACUUAUUGACUGAACAGUCAUCAGAAAUUUUUCUGUUGCGGCCAAGAACGAGAUUAGUCUAUGAACUUAAAAGUUUUCCUGUGUAUUUGGAAUUGAACUGACCUUUCAGGGUAUAUCAAAGCAUAUGUUGAAGUUCAGUAUGAAAAUAGGAUAAUAUUGACUUAGUAUAGCCAAUUAGUGUAUUUCGUACUUAUUAUCCUUGGACACGGGUAUUAUUUGACAAUGUACCUUUUUCUCAAACAAGUAUAUUUGCCUGACACAUUAUUUCCUGAUCUCAUUAUAUCGUAUAUUAUUUGUUAUGUUAUUUUCACUUCUAAUAUUUUUAAGCAGUAAGCCUUCAUGACUCGGUGUUAUAAAAAGGAUUUUGGAGACCAGUCUAGAAUCUUCAGCAUCUGAUUGGUUACUUGUGAGUUCAAGUUUAAAAUCAACCAAUGAAUGGGCAGCAUUUUAGACUGGUCUCAAACUAGUUUUAUAACCUUGGAUAAGGUAUCAGAAUUUAUUAAGUCAUUGAAACUAACAAAGGGCAAAUUUAAAUUUGAACAUAGCGCUUUUUAUCUAGAUACCAUACUGUAUUUAUAAAGUUUAUGACUUUCUGAUGUUGACAUUCAUUUCAUAGAUUUGUCUUUCAUUAAUAAGUUAUAGUUAGAAAUUUAGGUUGUUUAGUUGAUUUCAUGUUUAUGUAGAUAAAGCUAUUGUAGAUAGAUGUGAAGGAUGAAAAAUAUUUAAAUUAUGGUUGUAGAUCUAUAACUGUUAAUGUUUUUACAACAUUAAUAAAUACAGGAUGAAAAAAAAUCUCAAAUAUUAAGGUAUUUCUGGAUUAUGUUUGAUGAAUCGGAAGUAAUAGAUAAACAUCAUGUAUCCAGAUAAAGUAGAAUAAAGCCUGGACUUGAUACAAGGAAAUAAAUUGUUUUAUUAAUUUAUGGCAACUGAACCCAUUAGUACCUAUAAGUAAAUUUAUUAAAACAACAAUGCAAUUACAUUUUUAAAGAUAAAAUGUAAUAUUCAACCAUUUCAUAUGUUAUAUGAUAUUGAAUAAUGUCUUAAAAUCAGCAUGUAAUGUGCAGUCUCUUUAAUCAUGGGCUGCGAGAUAUCUCAAAAACAAGCCAACAGAAACAUAAGUAUUAUUUCACCAUAUUUUCUACCAUAUGUUUAUGUACAACUGAGAAGUUGUGUUAAAAUUUUGUAGAAAAGUUUCUGUUUGCAAAUAUGUAAAAAAAAAAGAGAGUUUUCCCAUAGACUACCAUUAUGAAAACUUGUGUAAGGUCAAGAUUUUUCAAUUCAGUCUAGGAAAAAAUCAAGCACACAACUUUCUUUUUUAUUUGCCAGAUUUUCAAGGUAUAUUCAGAAGUUUUGAAAAAGCAGGGUUUAAUCAAAUUCUACAUUGUAAAAAAAAAGAGUUUGAUCUGAACAAGCAGAAAAACCUUAAAGAAAGAAUAGUCACAUUUUCUGUUUAAACUUUUUGUAAGCUAGUCAGUUUUGAUGAAAAGAGAAACUAAGAUCUGCAGGUAUUUUGUUUAUAUCCGCCCAGUUCAUAUUUGUCCAGUUCAUAGCAGUUCAUAUCCGUCCUAUGAUAUAUUUAUUAAUUAAGCAUUUUUUAUCAUACAUUUGUUUUGAAUUAUUUAUAUCUGGCAUUAAUGAAGAUGCUUAUAUCUAUAUAUCUCAUAAUUUAAAUAUUCCAUACACAUAUUUGAAAUGAACAUAUCCAUAUAGACUGAUAUUUGGUCACUCAGGGGCAUUUUAUUACUACCCUGCUGGUGGAACACUGGAGGGGACUAUAGGAAUACUCUUUGUCUGUCUGUCCGCAAAUCUAGAUUUUGCAAUUACUCAAAAAGUAUUCAAGCUAGGUACAUAAAAUUUGAUAUGUGAAUAGAGGGCAAUAUGUAGAUUAUGCAAGUAUAUGACUUAUGCUUGUAGGUCAUAGGUCAAGGUCUUUAUUGAAGGGCAGGUAAAAAUUGUUUCCUCUCCACAACUUUUUAUAUGCCUUGGCGAAUUAUCUUAGUGCUACACACAAAACGUUCCCCAUGAUGAGACAAUGUGUCAACACAUGAACUAUGCUUGUCGGUUAAAGGUCAAGGUGACUAUUUAAGGUCAAGUAAAAAGUUGUGUCCACUCCAUAAUUUAUAUAUACAUUGAUGGAUUUUCUUACCACUACAAGCUAAUGUUCCUUUUGACCAGACAAUAUGUCGCAUACAUGACCCAUGCUUGAUGGUCAGAGGUCAAGGUCACUAUUGAAAUUAAAGUAAAAAAUAGCUAUUAUUCCUUAGCUUCUAAAUGCCUUGAAGCAUUUUUGUAUACACUCACACACAUGUUCCCCAUAACCAGAUGAUGUGCUGCUUGUGUUGCUUGCAUGACCCAUGCUUAUCAGUCAGAGGUCAAUGUUACCAUUGAAGGUCAAGUAUAAAGCUUUCUGCUCCAUGACUUUAAUUGCAUUGAGGGAUUUUUAUUUCAUCUCUGGCCCAACUUGACUCAAAGCUGUACACUUUUAGUGCAGAUUUGGCAGUUCUGUCCACAAAGUCUCCAGUUUUCCUAUAUACCAUUCCAGUGUGGUACACUAACACUGUUGCCAACAACCACAAGGCACAAACACUGGUAGGGGACUUCUGUAUUGCCACUGCAAUACUUGUCACUUGUUUAUUUUAAUACUUAUUUAACUGGUCAAAAAAGUGUGUUCCACAUUGCAUAUGCAUGUAUGCUAGAACAACUUUGCUGAUUAGUUUAGAAGGAGUAUAUGAAUUUAUUUAUUUUUACAUUAUUUUUACAUUAUCUAUUUUGACAAUCAUUGUGAUAUAAUAAUUACAUAUUUUACUGGAAAAAUUAUAUAUUAUGUAUUUAUACUUUUUGUACGAGCUGUUGACACUGUGAUACUGUUAUACUUAUUUAUAGAUGUUGAAUAUGUAUGAACUAGUACCCUGUUUGAGAUUUAUUGAUACAGUCAUUAAGCAUUUGUGCGAAAUUAUCUUAAACAUAACGAACGUUUUACAUUUAACUGUAUGUCCAGCUGUUAUAUUCAGGUGGAUUACUGUAUAUCCAAAUGAAACAUUCCAUUACAUUCCCAAGGACACACUGCAAUGGGAGUAGCCAGGAAUCGAACGUGGGGCCUUCACCUUUGUAGGAAAGCAUCUUAGCUCUCUCAACCAAUGUGUCCAAUAUCCAGCUGUAACAUUCCAUUUGAUAACUGUAAUAUCCAGCUGUUACAUUCCAUUUCAUUACUGUUAACUGUACAUCCAGCUGUUACAUUCCCUUUUGUUACUGUUAACUGUAUAUCCAACUGUUGCAUUCCAUUUGGUUACUGUAACUGUAUAUCCAACUGUUACAUUCCCUUUCGUUACUGUAACUGUAUAUCCAGCUGUUACAUUCCCUUUUGUUACUGUUAACUGUAUAUCCAACUGUUGCAUUCCAUUUGGUUACUGUAACUGUAUAUCAAUCUGUUACAUUCCCUUUGGUUACUGUAACUGUACAUCAAUCUGUUACAUUCCCUUUUGGUUACUGUAACUGUA